This is a messenger RNA of Dicentrarchus labrax (European seabass), 1433 nucleotides long. RefSeq lists its product as uncharacterized. The record is from RefSeq and is a predicted model, not a curated record. The coding region runs from base 250 to 1050 and encodes 266 amino acids. Lineage: Eukaryota; Metazoa; Chordata; Actinopteri; Moronidae. The transcript is spliced from 4 exons.
GGUUCAGUUCAGUCCACGAGCACAGGUGAGUCAGCCUCCUGGCCUGAUUGCCUUUAAGAAACGCAGAGAGGUGUAACCAGGGCGACGCGCAAAGCAGCUCCGCGUCCAGGCCGAUGACUCCCUGACUGACUGAAUGCUGCAUGGACGUUUAAAGGAACUGUGCUGUGACACCUGUUGGAGGAAAUAUAGCUACCCACACCAAGGGCAAAUAUCUCACACAAAGAAGGCUCGCAGCACGGUUGGAAAAACAUGAAGGUGCAAGUGAUCCUACCUCUGACUUUAGUCGUGUCGGUGGCUUUGGUGGGGCUCAUGAAAUUACGCAAAAAGGAGUACGACAAAGAAAACAGAUUAAACAAGUUUGAGGAUAUCAAGCUCCGGGUGACCUACGAUGUGCUGAGAGAGUAUGAGAGCGAGAAGGCAAGGAUGCAGAACCUGCUUGAGAAGACAAAGAGCGAGCACAAUGCGAUGGAGGAAGAAGUGAACAAAGUCGGCAUGAACGAAGAAAAGGCGAAGGGUGAGGUGGACAUCUGCCAGGGAGAGCAGAAAUCUGCAAGAGAUCAGCUGGCAACAGUAGAGACAGAAUUCAAUAGUCAACAAGCUGCAAACGAUAAGGAGAAGGCCAGCUGGAAAGCAGAAGAGGAAUCACUGAAAGUGCAACUAGCAGCACGGAGCUCUGUGUGUGACUUUGUGAAGACACAAUCAUUACAAGCAGCAAGUCAGUUGUGCGGCAAUGAAGUGAAAGUGGAAGAGCCUAAAGCAGAGGCCCCUAAGCAAGAGGAACCAAAGGCAGAGGCCCCUAAGCAAGAGGAACCAAAGGCAGAGGCCCCUAAGCAAGAGGAGCCAAAAGCAGAGGCCCCUAAGCAAGAGGAGCCAAAGGCAGAGGCCCCCAAGCAAGAGGAGCCAAAGGCAGAGGCCCCCAAGCAAGAGGAGCCAAAGGCAGAGGCCCCCAAGCAAGAGGAGCCAAAGGCAGAGGCCCCCAAGCAAGAGGAACCAAAGGCAGAGGCCCCUAAGCAGGAAGAGCCUAAAGCGGAGGCCCCUAAAAAGAGAUGACCUGCAUUUGAACACACAGAAUCUUGCUUUACUGGGUCGGUGUCGCAUGAAUAUUCUAUUCAAUCUGUUAUUUAUUUUUAUUCAACAACAUGACAAAGAGUGAAAACACAUUUGGAUGUGGGUCAUAUGUUGUAUUUGUAACUUUGCGUCACAAUGCAAAUCAUUUUGCUGGCUAGGUUAAAGAGUUCACUCACAUUUGUUGUAACUUAAAGGAAAUGUAAGAAUUGUUUGUCUGACCAUAAUUCAGUCUGGAUUUAAAGCAUAAAAAUUAAAUGUGAACAAACUUUGUUUUUAAAAAGGGGGUUGUAUGUAUGCAGUACCUUGUCAAAAUUUGACUAACUUUGAAUUUAACUUAAAUAAAUAUUCUUUUCCAAUAACAUAAA